This is a messenger RNA of Vavraia culicis subsp. floridensis, 1362 nucleotides long. RefSeq lists its product as uncharacterized. The transcript has a single exon. The record is from RefSeq and is a predicted model, not a curated record. Lineage: Eukaryota; Fungi; Microsporidia; Pleistophoridae. The coding region runs from base 1 to 1308 and encodes 435 amino acids.
AUGAAACAGCGCUCCCUGUUCUUUAUCUUUUAUCGAGGUUCACAAAUAUUCAACAUUCUGAUCUACUUGCAAUUUAUGAAGGACAGCUACACCACUUCAGAUGUACGUGCGAUCAAUGCGUACACGAACAAAAUAAUACUGACCGAUCGUCAAGUCUUUGGUAAAAUUUACAGGGAUGAUGUCGUGUUAGUAAUCGAGGAGAAUUUCAAUAGGCAGUUGAAUAAAAUAUUUGGGAUAGGAGGAUUUAAAAAAUGGUGGAGGAGAAUCAAAGAAGGCAACGUGAUUCGUGGUUUUCUAGAUUGGAAGUUUAGGGUGGGUACACGUGACGAAUUAGCAGAUCCUGUCAUUCCUAGGAAUAAUAAACUUCAAAAACAUGAUAAAUGGUGGCGAGCAGUCACCAACAUCCCAAUAAUUAAGUUAUGUUACGCGCAUCUCAGCCAAACAAGGAUUGCUAUCGGUAAUAAAAUUACGGGUUUCUGUUGCUAUCCAGGUAGAGAAAUAUUUCUGGAGAAAUUUAAUGAAGAGUUUGUUGCUAAACAGUUUACAAACCAGAAUGAAUUGGAUGACUAUCUGAUGAAUAGCAAUAAGAUGUUUUUUUUUACUAAUAUCGAUUCGCCCUGGUCUGCAUUCAAUUGCAAAAAGAAAGUUAUUUACGAAAAAUUGUUUGCAAAUCAUUUAAGUGCUGAAAAAUUGAAAUAUUUACGGUCUAUUUAUGAAAUUGUGGAUAAUAUGGUACGUAAUACACAGUAUAAUAUAAUUGAUCGCGUUACUUUUGCUAUUUUAUCUGGCAGAAUAUGUGAUGAACUUAAUGACUUGGGCAUUAAGCUAAAUAUAAAGUUUGAGAAAAUGACUGUGAUGUGUUUUAACGUACUUUUGCAGCCAAUAACAUACGAUUCGCCAUCUAUUAUGAUGACAAUAUUUCUAAAUUGUGGAGAUACUAUGGUUGAAUCGUUGUUUGAGAGUCUUAAAUUUAAUUUUAUUAGAUGGGUAAAACAAAUCAAGUAUCGACAGGUCCAAGUUACAUGUACAACGCUUUACAUUGAUAGUGUUAUGUCCAUUUUGAAGGCUUAUGGUGUAAUAAAAAAGUCAAUCGAUUUUUCGGUGUAUCCGGAAAUAGUUAGACUUUUGUUUCCCCAUAGUUUUUUUGUUAACAACAGCUUCGAGAUAAAUGGCUGUAUUAUCGUAAGAAGUUGCUUAUGUUUCAGGUAUUUAGAGAAGUUUUGCAAAUACAAGGAAUAUUUUGAUGAUAUCAUGGUCAAACGAAUAAGAUAUUACACGAAUGAUAUUAUGUUCUCACUAGUGAGUUAGAGCGAGAUUUGAAGUAUACCGUUGGAUUUAUUAAAUAAACCGUGUCUUGCUUAC